Suillus fuscotomentosus is the source of this 1581-nucleotide messenger RNA. RefSeq lists its product as uncharacterized. The coding region runs from base 1 to 1581 and encodes 526 amino acids. The transcript is spliced from 15 exons. The record is from RefSeq and is a predicted model, not a curated record. Lineage: Eukaryota; Fungi; Basidiomycota; Agaricomycetes; Boletales; Suillaceae.
AUGGCUUGCCCUCUCCACGUUUAUGGUAUCACCGUCGAUUCCAGCAAGUCGAAACCCACGGUGCUUUCUCAAAGGGAUACAUUCUCCUUAUAUUUGCGGUGCAAGGCGUGGCUUGGGAUGAAGACCGAGUAUCAAGACAUUCCUUUCAACCCAGACGACAUGUUUCGCGCGUGUCAUGCAAGACAAGGAUACAACAAAAUUCAUAAGAAAAUCAGUAUCUUCGUCGACCUUUCUGGGAAUACAGUAAUCGAAACUGAGCAGUCUACCUCUUCCGCUAGAGACCUUGAGCUCCGACCUACAACUUCUGAAAUAUUUCAGAAGUGUCCUCGGUUCCGAAUUCUGGUGAUAGGAAAGUCAUCACUGAUCAACCACAUAUUCAAAGUGAAAAAAAUGAUCGUCGCCCAUGAUAAGCCAGGCGAGGCCAGCAUCGACCAUGAGUUCAUCUCGCCUGAGAACGAGAGGCUUGUUCUCCACGAUAGCAAGGGUUUCGAACCAGGGGAAGGAGACAACCUCAAAAUAGUCCAAGAUUUUAUCGAACGUUGGAGGAAGAUGCCUGCUAUGGAACAUCAGUUGCACGCUGUUUGGCUUUGCUUUGAGAUACCCCAUGCAAGCGGACGUUUGCUAGAGACGGGAACGGAGGAUUUCCUGAAAUCGAAACAUAGUGGAAUGCUGGGAAAUGUUCCUGUCAUCGCCAUUCUUACUAAAUACGAUAUGCUCAUCGAUCGGGUGGAGCGAAAUUUAGAUGAAGCUUCUCUUAAUGGAUUGGACGACGAAGCCAUCAAGGAACUCGCCAAGCAACAAGCUGAUGCCGAGGUUCAGGACAGCUGCAUUGGACCUCUAAAGCAAUUUGCAGGGGCUGGUAUUCCCCACGCUACGACCUCUACCAAAGAAGACUAUAAGGAGACUCUCAACCGCCUGAUCAAGAUAACUGAAAGCUGUGUCGGUCAGCAUUCUACGCCCGAGGCCGCGGUGAUGACCUCCAUCGCUCAGCGAGUGGAUCCUGGACUCAAAAUAAAGGCAUCGAUUGAGGUUGGCAAGAAAAGGUAUUGGAAGGCGCUUAUGUCAUGCCCAAGGUUCAGGAACCGCAAGAUGUGGGAUUGUCUAUACGUGCUUCACACUGACAUCGUUGAUGACCUCUGGAUUAUCCAUGCUGGGCACUAUUGCGGGCAUGAUGUCGGACCUGUGGCUCCCAUCGUAGUACCAAUCGCAGCAGGUGUCGUACUCGCCACGUGGGUUUACGAGGUAUACCAGAUAUCCCACGCGAUGCUUCAGCGGUUCAUGUCCUACAUCAUCCACUUGACACUUGUGCUGCAGACACUUUAUCUUGUGUCAGACGGCCAGGGACUCACUCGUAGGGCCAUCAAGCUGGUGGUCGCUUCCUACCUCGCCUCCCCAAUGAGCGGAGAAGUUCGAAUUCGAAUUCAGGAUUACGAUAUGCAAUUGACGAUCCUGGAACUCGCGGACCGCGAUACCUUGGAUAAAAUCGCCGAGGUGAUGCAAUUCUAUAGCAUCGACGAGAAACAAAUGUCCAAACUUCGGGAAAAGCCCACAGUAGAUUUGUCAUUAGAUGAGGCAUGGUAA